UAGUUUACCCACGCUGAGGUAUCGGGUUUCUGGCUCAGAGACAGGUGUCUGUGUUCGCAGAAACGCACUUUUGAGCUCCUAGACAGCGCGCACGUUAUAUUUAGCGCUAGAUAUCGAGGUUUUAGCGACGCUGUGAUGUGUCGUGCGGGUUGAGUUGUGCUGAGGGGACUCGUUUGGUCAAACCGCGGGCUGCUUCGCGGAAGCGUCUGGUCACGUGACCGGCUCUCGGAGAUGCUCGCCUAGUCACGCAGGGAUAAUUUAGCGUUUUAUUUGGACAAGUUGUGUUCAUUUUUAAGCAGGGGACUGCUUGGAUGAGCGCGAAUUAGUAUUUGUUCAAUGCACGACUGGAUCGCACGCAUCUGUGACACUGCGUACUUGCUAGAAUUGAGCAACUAAAGUAGUUUCUUUCCUCUUUGCAUGCCUGCACCCGGAUACCCAUGUCGCUUGAUCCCCCGCACUGUAAAAAGGGAUGGAUGUAUAUGCUGGAUGAAGAUGAAGAGGUACAGUGGAGGAAGCACUGGUUUGUGAUCUCUAACUCAGGACUGAGAUAUUAUAGAGACUCUGGGGCUGAAGAGAGAGAUGAGGUGGAUGGAGAGAUUUAUCUACGUCACUGUCUGCGAGUGGAGGAAUUUGAUGCCGAUAAAAACUACGGACUUCAGCUGCAUAUGCGUGAUGGAGUGGUGAGCCUGUCGGCGAUGACCUCCAGAAUCAGGAGGAACUGGAUCGACACGCUAAAGAGGAAAAUAUCGGCUGAAAGCAUUCGACGCCCGGGCAACGGUGACAGAGAGAACUCCAGUUCCCAGAAUGCACCGUCUCCUACACCCCAUGACCCGGGCUCAGACGAAGCACACAUGACGUCCUCACCGUUAACUGUGCGGCGGGAGGCCGGCGAGGGGCGCGACCGAGAGCUUGAGAGACGUCUGGAGGGCCGAACCAAGUGGUUCCAGGAGGGGGCUUCCGACAGGGAGGGCGAAGACCCCUGGGAUAAGGUGGAGUUGAAGAAGGGUGUCGGGACUCCGGUGAUUUUGACCCGGCCGCAGGUCCCUGCCGCCCAGACCGGGCCAGACAUCGAGAGGAAGUGGGCGGACUUUGAGCAGCUUCCGAUCGGAGAGAAAAGGUCACCCGCGGGCGUCCAGAACCCCCAAACAACAAAUGAGGUGCUUCAGCGAGAGGUGGUGUCUCUGAGGCAGCAGGUCGAGGCUCUCCGUCAGGUCCGUGCGGGGGCCGGUGUUUGUGGUCCUGACGCCCCCUGCGCUGUGAAGCUGGAGCAGAUGGAGAAAGAUCACAGAGAGAGACUGCAGAAGAUACACGGCGAGCACGAGAGGGAGCGCAGAGAGAUGGAGAGAGACAAACAGAGACUGCUGCAGGAGGAGGCCAAGAACGCGGUCCAAGCUAUGGAGGCUCUGAGGAAGGCGCACCGGGAGGAGAUCGAGAAGCUGAAGGCUCACGGAGGAGGAGAGACCACAGACCCCUCCAUCAGACAGCAGCUGCGCGAGUCGCUCUCUCUGCAGCAGGAGCUGGACGGUCUGUCGGAGCGCUACUCCCAGCAGUGCGUGGAGCUCAACCGCAUCCAGAACAGCACCGAAGAGCGAAACGGAGAGAUCCGGCAGAAGGAGAGGGAGAUGGAGCAGCUCCGGCAGGAGAACCAGGAACUGCAGGCGCGUCUGACGGAGGAGAUAAGUCUCAUGCGAUCCUUCAUCACAGGUCAGAGGUCAGGAGUUGUUCCCCUUGGCAGCUACGAAAGGAGCACCUCCGAACUAGAGAUGUUACUGAAGGUGAAGGAGAGCGAGGUGGAGUUUCUUCACAAGGAGAUCAGCUGUCUCAGGAAGGAGGUCCAAACUCUUACUAAGGAGAACGAAGCUUUGAGCGAGCGUUUUAAGCAGGUGUAUGUUGAGCUGACUGAACUACGGGGCCGCAGCGAGAGAGACAUCAAUGCACUUAAAGAACACCUCAAACUCACUAACGCCGCACUGGAGGAGGGGCAUCUCCUAGGCAACAGCACCAGCCAAUGAGAGCGCAGCGAGGAGUCAAACGAGAUGGAUGGGAAGCACUCAUGUGUAUACAGGAUAACGUGUUUUGUGAAGCUCUUUUUGUUUGGUUGGAAACUACAGUGGUGCUGAAAGAGAAUAUAUACAUUCCAGGAUCUUAAAUCAAGAUAUAUUUUAAGUUAAGCACGAUAGUAAUAAAAACCCUUACAUCUGUUGGACUUGUGUGAAAGUGCGUCAAUGUAAUAUCUUUGUCAACUAAACCACGUAUGAUAAAAACACAUACAUAACAAAAACACAAGCAGCGACCAACGUCCAA
Molecule: messenger RNA, 2304 nt
Organism: Puntigrus tetrazona (Sumatra barb)
Lineage: Eukaryota; Metazoa; Chordata; Actinopteri; Cypriniformes; Cyprinidae
Gene: triobpa
Product: TRIO and F-actin binding protein a
Exons: 12
Coding region: 438-2012 (524 amino acids)
Biological process (GO): actin filament organization; positive regulation of substrate adhesion-dependent cell spreading
Cellular component (GO): actin cytoskeleton
Molecular function (GO): actin filament binding
Source: RefSeq, a predicted model, not a curated record